CUAAUGUGAGACAUACAAGUUUAUCGCACUCUGAAUUCUUAUUUGCAUUCCGUUGGACGAGACAUAUGACAAUUGUAAAGUCAAAAUAAUGGCUGGAUCUGCGUUAAGACGAUUAAUGGCCGAGUAUAAGCAGUUAACCUUAAAUCCACCAGAAGGUAUAAUUGCUGGCCCACUAAGCGAAGAAAAUUUUUUUGAAUGGGAAGCAUUAAUUACAGGACCAGAGGGAACAUGCUUUGAAGGUGGCGUAUUUCCAGCUAAAUUAAUAUUUCCAUCUGACUAUCCUCUCAGUCCACCAAAAAUGCAAUUCACUUGUGAAAUAUUUCACCCUAAUAUUUAUGCAGAUGGAAGAGUAUGCAUAAGCAUCUUACAUGCUCCCGGCGAUGAUCCAAUGGGAUAUGAGAGUAGCGCAGAAAGAUGGAGUCCAGUUCAAAGCGUAGAAAAAAUAUUGUUAAGCGUAGUGAGUAUGCUUGCUGAACCCAACGAUGAAAGCGGAGCAAAUGUUGAUGCUGCCAAAAUGUGGAGAGAAGAUAGAUCAGAGUUUGAGAGAAUCGCGCAAAAACUUGUUAGAAAAACUCUUGGAAUACCAUCUUAAUAUGACAUUAUUUAUCUUGUUAUGCUAAUUUUUAUUCUAAAAUUAAUGCCGAAGAAAAGUGGCUUAUAUCUACUUUUAUUGUUUUCUGUGUAAAUUCAUACAGUAAUAUUUAUUUUCUCGAAUUAUUUCUAUCUUACUUUUGUAUAUAGCAAUAUAAAAAUUAUUUUAAGAAGGGAUAAUUAAUUCAGAAGAGGUUUUUAUUAAAAGUAUAAUUAUUGAUAUUCUCUACUUAACUCUA
Molecule: messenger RNA, 830 nt
Organism: Polistes dominula (European paper wasp)
Lineage: Eukaryota; Metazoa; Arthropoda; Insecta; Hymenoptera; Vespidae
Gene: Ubc7
Product: ubiquitin conjugating enzyme 7
Source: RefSeq, a predicted model, not a curated record